This is a messenger RNA of Pelobates cultripes (western spadefoot toad), 33257 nucleotides long. Lineage: Eukaryota; Metazoa; Chordata; Amphibia; Anura; Pelobatidae. The record is from the annotation of a GenBank genome assembly.
GCGAUCUGCAAGGCUGAUGAAUCGCCGCCAUUUUCGGAGGCUGACACAGGGAGGGCUGCUGGUUACUGAGUACCCGGAGCAGCGGGACUGAGCACGGACAGGUGAGUGGGGCAGGAGGGCGGGGGGUUACCGGCUUACCGCUGCUCCAGCUGCCUUAUGGAAGGGGGCCUUCAUACAGGCCGGCCAUGCUUGUGUCCUUUGUACUGCGCUGCGGACUAGGUUGGCGCUUUCCCAAAUAAAGAAUGGGCUCACAGUAACCAUGGUAACCCACAGGUGGCUGCCAGCUUGUGAGCCUCCCAUUAUGGACUUUGCCAUAUGGCUCAUGCUGCCAUGGGGUUAGUCAUUCUCCAUGUAACCAGGGGCAGGCAGGCAGGCAGCCUGCACCCUCACUACUACUUAGACUACAAAUCCCAUGAUGCACUGCCUAACCUGCCUCCAUCCACAGGCACUAUGAUAAUUUCUUAUUUAGUGUGUAAUGUAUUUAUGGAAGUGGUUUCACUCUGUCAUUGCUAGGUUUUUAUUUUUGGGCUAAAAUGAUGCUUUUUUUUAUUUUAUUGUAUAUUGAAUUUAAAAAUAUAUUUAUUUUUUUAUUAUGGGUAUGUACAUCACAUGUAGCAAAUACAAUAAAUGGCAAUACAUGUUGCUGAAAUAUCCCAUACAGCCAGCACACACACACACACAUUUUUUGUUUUACUUUUUUAUUUUAAAGAACAAUUUAAUGUGUCAAUGCUAAUAUGUGUGUAUGGACUAAACAGAGAUAUUCAUAAUUAUAAACCGAACAGUGUUUUAUUUUUUUUUUAUUUUUUUUGCAGCCAGUGUGACAGCAUUUAGGGGCAGGAAAUAGCCCUUGUAAGGAGACCAAGGGUUGGCAAAUAUUUUUAUCAUGACAUCUCUGUGGUGUCAUUUGGAAUCUGAAUAAGAAUCCAGGAGUCAUGGCUACCUGCUUCUAGGGUUUGGGCAUUCUAAAUACAACAUAUAUAAGUAAUUUAUGUUCUAUAAUUGUACAUCCCAUCCAUUUUUGGAUUCGUGAAGAUUGCCUCACAUGCCAUAUUGUAUUUUUUUAUUUAUAUAUAUAUAUAUAUAUAUAUAUAUAUAUAUGUCUUCUAGUCCUCAUAUUUCUGAAGUCUGUCCAACAGAUGGUCUGCAAAAUAGUCUUCCUCCACAAAUCACCAGCUUGUAAAGGCAUUUGUAUAUUAGCCAUACAAUAGUUUCUAUUGCUGCAAGAUCUAGUGCCUAUAUGCAUAUUUUUAAACCUCUUUGAUAGUGAAGUAUUGUGACCUGCAUUGGACAAAAAGGCAAGUUUUUUUGAAAGAAAAUCUCAGUAGCUGUCUAGCAUUAUCCUGUUUUUACUUGCAAAUGUGUAACCUAUUGGUUAAUAAGGAAGUAACCAGUCCAUUUCUUUAACCCUUUCAUGACAUAUGAUGUGCGUUUACACAUAACUUUGUCAUGAAGGGGUUAAAUGGAUAUACUUGAAUGAUUCUUCCUGUGGUAAAUACUCAAUUUUCUUAUUUUCAAGAAAAGACAAUAUUUUUCUAAAAUCAUGUCUGUAAAACAGGAUCAAUGUUCAUCACAUAGCUAAACGUGCAUCCUUUUUAUAUAUUUUUUUUGAUUUGUGGUGGAAUUUAGGGCACAGUGACCAUCACCUUUUUAGUAAAAGCCAUUUGAGUUUUACAAAGUCCAUCCCCACUUAUGUUUGUCACAUGCUGAGUUAAAAGCACCUUGGAUUUGAAUGACACCUUAGGUGGAAGUGCUGUGUAACACGUGUUAUUACCAAAUUAACUGUACCGCAUGUCUUCCACCAUGUGAAAGGUGUAAGCUCGUUUUAUACUGUAUUUACUGCUUCUUAAGCUUUAGUAAGGGAGGUGUAAUCAAAACAUGUGUAGUUUAGAAGCAACUCCCAUAAAGCUGCAAGAGGUCCAUGAUUAGCAGAGAUUUCUGGGAUUUUGAAAUCUGAAGUGUUUGACUGUCAUUGCAUUUACACUGUUGGUGCCUCGUAAUUUUUUUUUUUUUUCUGAAGGCAUUUGGUUUUUAAAUAUAUUAGCUGUUACAACCUUGAUUUUAUUUAUUUAUUUAUAAUUUUUUUAGAUUUUUACGUUUAAAACAUUUACUUUAUAAGCUUAGCACUCAGGACAUUAAAAUGUCUGAAGUCGUGUCAAGUAAGCACAAUCGGCAACUAUAGCAGCUUCACGUUGUCCUCUGAAAGUAGUUUUUUCCACAAUCUAUUUGUUAGUCAUGUGUUUGAAAUUCUUUAGCACCGAAACUUCCUUUUUUUUUUUUUUUUUGUCAUGUGAUCUUUCCUUAUUGAUUACCGGUAGUUAGGAACAUGCAGAAUAAUUCACUAAAAUUUGAUUAUUUCUUUCAGGAAUUCACCAGGGAAUUGGUUAUAAUGGAUAAAAAGUUUAAAUUCCUUGGUGAAUUUCUCACAAUUCACAACUUGGCAAAUGACCCUGAGACUUUUGAUACAAAUUAUAUAUACUGGCUCUCUGCCCAGGUUUCUCUUCCUCCAACUUCAAUGAAUGUCCUGUUUAGCCUCCUUCUGCAAAAAAAAAAAACUCACCUAUUUGUACCUAUUUAUUUUGUACCUGUGUAAAGUCAUCCACGUGGCCACUUUAGAAAUGUACGUGUUAAUUCUCCAUCCAGUACUUUUCAUGCAGAGCAAUCCAUUGUUGGUAAUUUUAGUAGUGGUUUAUCUGUAAACAGUCAUGCAAAAUAUUGUUGAGGUUUACCAGUCAGAAGAAAAGCUUGGAAAUAUAUGCACCCCCCAAAUAACGUGAAAGGCAUGCCACACAGUAUGGCCCCAAAUGUCAAGGAGCUUUGUACAGAAGUGCCCCGAUGAGCGUGCAAAGUAAAAUAUUUUAUUGUUUCUUCGGUUUGAGUAAUUACAGUUAAUUGAGUUCCAACUAAAUUCAAAACACAAAAUUUUUGCAAACACUAAGAUUUGUGUACUAAACCUUUUAUUAGCACCUGAUAGUCAGAUUUUUAACAUUCAUAAUCACCCUAUUUUAUAUGUUAAUAGAAAAAUAUGGCGCACUAAAACACAUUCUAAAAUAAGGUCAAAAUAGCUCAGCUGCAAUAAAAAGUUCAAAUCUACUCUUUUGACGUCUUCGAUAUUUUGGCAGAAAAUGUUCCUUCACUUUUUGGUAAGUAAACCCCUAUAAUUUCCAGGUGGCCAUCCGGAGUUUGUGAUGAGCAGCAUACUAUAUCUCUUGAAAAGGUACAUUUAACUCUUCCUUUCCUCUCUUGCACCACAUGUCCGCCACCCUCACUAUUCUUUUCUCCAUCAAUUUAGACUUCAUGCUACUUGCUACCCAGAUUCACACUCUAAUCUAGUCAACUCACACACUUUAUUCCCUACUCGACCGUAACACUCCAUCUCUCCGUUCAUGGUGUGUUUCUCCCUCCCAAAAGAGUCUGUGUCUGCAGGUUGGUGAAUACACAUCCAGGUACUAAGGAGUAAAUGGUGUUUCCACAAAAUACAUUUUAUAAUUGUGUACAUAUUUAAUUGACAUUAAAACACAAUUUGGGGAUACCCCUCUGGAGGCCUUCUCCUAUGUGAGGGAAUGGGAGAGGGAUCUGGGCCCUCCGAGCGAUCCCUCCGACUGGGCAGACGUUUGGGAGGCCACAGCCUCAGUCACGAUUUGUGUAAACCAUAAGGAGCAGGCGUACAAAACCCUGCUCCGAUGGUACGUCACCCCCCUAAAGCUCAAACAGAUGCGGCAAUCGAACUCCGAUCGCUGCUGGAAGGGCUGCGGGGCCCAAGGCACGUAUUUCCACAUGUGGUGGGAAUGCGUACAUGUCUCCAGGCUUUGGAAGGCGGUUGUAGACGUCACCUCCGGAGCACUGCAAACAGCCCUCCCAAUUGACCCGUGGACGUGGCUGUUGUCCAAACCCUUAGAGGCCCUACCCAGGGCACAGAACAAAUUAGUGGCAAAAAUAGCGCUGGCGACGAGAAGGACUAUAGCAGCCCACUGGGGACGGGCGGAUAUUCCGGCAAUGCCAGAGGUGCGGAGGAAAAUAGAGGAGUCCAAGGAGAUGGAUGAAUUGUCUGCCCUGGUUCAUGAGACGACUGACUCGGUUGGGAAAGUCUGGGGCACAGUGUAGUAUUGGCGGGGGAAAGGGGGGGGUUGGAGGGAGACCUCGACCCUCCGGACCCUCUCACCACCCUGUUUAGCUCCUGAUGGAGCCCCCCCCUCCCCCCAUUAGCCACCACCCCUACCAGACCUGUUCAAGAAGUUCCAUAUCCUAAGAGAACCGAUAUGUCUCCGCCAUCCAUAUACACCAAACUCACUUACACUGGUAGAACCCGAGCCAUCAGUUAGGACAAAAGAGUGCCACCAUUUGGAGAGCUAGUUAAACCACAAGUAUUUAUCAGGCUAUAGUUUUUUCUGACACUAAGCAUUGACUUAGUUACGCCUUACUUUUCAUGUUUGCUCCAGUUGAGCAUUCCUUUCACGGUUCAGAUUUGUAGUGCACAUGGCAAGCUGACCUCAACGUUGAUCCACCUACCCCUGACAUAGGCUAAACUGAAUCAAACGUAUAGACCAGGGCAUCUCCGCACUCUCGCUUCCCCAGGGAAUAGGAGUAGGUGCAUCCCCGACUGCCCUUACGCACUGAGGGGGACUUGAGUUAAUCUAGACACAGUUGGCUAACAAUCAGGUUUUGGGUAGCUAAUGUGUACUAUGAUCUGCUGUUCCCCCACACCCUUUUCUUUUCUGUAUCCCGCAUACGAACUCAAAAUUCUCAAAAUAAAGAAUUUAUAAUAAUAAAAAAAAAAAACACAAUUUGGAGCCUUUCCAGACUUCGAUCAUUAUAUUUAUUUUCCCCUAGAAUGCAAAUAUGUUUGAAUGUUAAAUAUAAGAUGUAUUUUUAACAAUCAAUAACUUCACCACCCAUUAUCUAAAGUUCUCCAGGCUUUCUUUCCAGUGCCAGGGCAAAGAGGUGAACAGUCUUGACAUUCCUCCCCUAACCCGAUACUGCUGGUUGUGAGUAAACUGCUAGAAUUCAGAAUUUUGGAGUUAAUUCAGUAAAUGGGAAAUUGUGAGGGCUUGAAACAGAUUGUCAAAUUGAUGACACAACUGAUGAAUUCCCAGCGUAAUUACUAUUGCUAUUACGCUCACUCUUAUUAUAAUUUUUAUUUAUGUUAUGCAUAAACAGCUAGUCUGUAAAAUUGGAGGCAGCUAGGUUUUUUUUUUUUUUUCUCUCUAUAUCAGAGAUCAAACACACUGGGAUUGUAAUUCUUUCAAUUUUUCGUAAAACACUGAGGAUUAUGAGUUCAUCGAAUCUGUUCAUUAUGUCUUUUCAACUUGCUGGGAAAGGAAAACCAAGGCAUAGCAAGAUGUUGAUUUUGGUUUAGAAUAAUAGCAGCCCACACACCUUGCCAGGACGCUCUUCCUGGAAGUGCGGGUACAUGGCACAGUUACCACCUCCUUCACCAGUAGAUAUCGUCAGAACGUAUACUGCCACUGCUGAAAUAUGUUAAGCACCACCUAUGACAUGCUAUCAUUUUAUAGACCUUUAAAUCCCAUACGUAUAUUGAUUUUGCCCAGUUGCAUGGAAAUGCAUUUAUGUUGUUAUAUUUCCACUUUAAAUUUCUCCCUUCAUUCGCAUUUUAUAGACAGAAUAGAAAUCCGACCUGCAUCUCCAGCUAACACUAAUAGUCAUUUAGUGGCGGGUCGACUGUAUGCACAGCCAUUCCAUGCCAUAUUGGUGGAGAAGGAAGCUCCACAGGGAGAUUUUGAAAAUUAGAUGAAUUACAUAAUGUAAUUUUCUGAGUAGAAUUUAAAGUGGCAAUGUCAACUAAUCUUUUCUCUUCAUAAAUCCGCUUAGAAGAAUUUUGCAAAUAUAUCAAUAUUAUAUCUUUGCAACAAUGCGAUCGUAAUUGUAUUUUUUAUUUUUAUUUUUUUUCACUUGAAGAUCUGCCAUUGUUUGUGCGAAGGUUGUCCUCUUGGAAUUGAAUCACAAUGUUCAAAGAUUCAUGUUUAAGUUACUGAUUAAAAAUAAAAGGCUCCAAACUUUGCAUUGUAUAUGAAAUGAUACAUCUGAAGUUCUGGGCUGUCUGCAUGUCUCAAAAUGGCCUCUCGACUCUCGCUAUUGGCAAGUGAAGCUUUAGCCCUCAUGAGUAGAAAUUUAUCCAUGGUGGAUGUACCAUGGAACCUCCAAGCUUGCAGUAAACGUCAGUUUGGCUACUAGCACAGGACUUAAUAUUUUAAGUCCGAGAGAGAUUCUAAAACGAUGACCAUUUGAUUUAUAAGCGCUGACUACAGGGAGAAUGUUUAUUGGAACUUUACUAGUGAGGUAAGCUGAAUGAACAUUCUGUUGAAGAAAUGCAAGUAUUUUUGCCCACCCCUAUUCAAAAUAUGUUUCAACAGUUUACAGUAACCCAUUCCUUGCCAAAGUACUAAUUUAAAAAAUAGAUAUAUAUUUUCUUUUUAAGCAACACAUUUAUACACCAUUUUAUUUAAGGCUGCUAGUGUGUAUGUAUGUAUGUAUGUAUAUGUGUGAAUUUUUUGGACUGGACAAUAAUCUAGCACUUUUUAGUCAGCUGAAUUUUAAGUGGCGAAUUUAUAUUUUUGACCUUAACUCUUCAUAUUUCAACUGAGUACAAAACCUUUCUGCAUGCCAUUUUUCUCAGCGACUACUAGGUAUGUGUAUACAUGAGUGAUAUCAUGUUUCCUAAUCACUUCUCGUUCUGUUUAUUUUUAUCCUGGCUUUUAGUUUGAUUGUUGUUGGAGACACACUGCAAAUUAUACAUAAUAAAUAAUUUAAGACAAUAAAAAUCUGGUGCAUUCCAGCUGCUCUGACAUCUCUGUCCUUUCAUAUUCCUUCGGUAUCUGAAAUCUUAAUGUUCACCGAUCUAGACCAAACCGGGUUGUCCUGAAGGCCACUGGUAAAACAAGUCUUGGAAUUGUCAUUAAUAUGGACUUGUAUUUAGGGCCUAAUAGCUACAGGUCUGAAUUUGACUUGCAAGUGUUCUAUCUGAGUGCAUACAGGAUGUACGAAAGCAGAAAUGUAUUUGAGAGCUAUACAGGCUUAUUUAUAGGGUUUCCUCUUUUUGGCAUCUGCAGUUGCAGCAGUCUCCUCUCCCCCUCCCUUGUUUAACCCUUCUCAGUACAUAUGUUGGGUUGUAAUUCAUUGUCUUGUGUUUGGUUGUCUUUUUUGCUACUGUUGAAGAUUCUGUAAAAUAACAAAAACCCUGCCUAAUUCUUUACUUUACACAAAUGUCUGCAUAUACACUGUCCACAAAAAUAAAGGGAACACUUAAACAACACAAUGUAAUUCCAAGUCAGUCACACUUCUGUGAAAUCAAACUGUCCACUUAGGAAGCAACACUGAGUGACAAUCAAUUUCACAUGCUGUUGUGCAAAUGGGAUAGACAAUAGGUGGAAAUUAUAGGCAAUUGGCAAGACACCCCCAAUAAAGGAGUGGUUCUGCAGGUGGUGACCACAGACCACUUCUCAGUUCCUAUGCUACCUGGCUGAUGUUUUGGUCACUUUUGAAUGCUGGCGGUUCUUUCACUCUAGUGGUAGCAUGAGACGGAGUCUACAACCCACACAAGUGGCUCAGGUAGUGCAGCUCAUCCAGGAUGGCACAUCAAUGCGAGGUGUGGCAAGAAGGUUUGCUGUGUCUGUCAGCGUAGUGUCCAGAGCAUGGAGGCGCUACCAGGAGACAGGCCAGUACAUCAGGAGACGUGGAGGAGGCCAUAGGAGGGCAACAACCCAGCAGCAGGACCGCUACCUCUGGUCAUUUGUGCAAAAUGACCUCCAGCAGGCCACAAAUGUGCAUGUCUGCUCAAACGGUCAGAAACAGACUCCAAGAGGGUGGUAUGAGGACUGGGACAUCAUAUCUCGCUCCAUCCACCAAUGUCACGUUGCACCACAGACUGUCCAGGCGUUGGCAGAUGCUUUAGUCCAGGUCUGGAAGAGUAUCGCUCAGAAGACCAUCCGCCACCUCAUCAGGAGCAUGCACAGGCGUUAUAGGGAGGUCAUACAGGCACGUGGAGGCCACACACACUACUGAACCUAAUUUUGACUUGUUUUAAGGACAUUACAUCAAAGUUGGAUCAGCCUGUAGUGUGUUUUUCCACUUUAAUUUUGAGUGUGACUCCAAAUCCAGACCUCCAUGGGUUGAAACAUUUGAUUUCCAUGUUUUUAUUUUUGUGUGAUUUUGUUGUCAGCACAUUCAACCAUGUAAAGAACAAAGUAUUUCAGAAGAAUAUUUAAUUCAUUCAGAUCUAGGAUGUGUUAUUUUUGUGUUCCCUUUAUUUUGAGCAGUGUAGUUAUCUAUACAAUACUUAUAUUGUACAGUAUUGUGGCUAGUAAUACUUAAACUGUAUCAAUAACUCCUGGCUGAUAGGCCUUCCUGUUGCUUUAUAUACCAGAAUCUGUAAGAAAUGUAUGCCUCUGCUUGCUUCUUCCAGCCAGUCCUAUUGCACCUUGCAUGUUUCACCCACUCUCCUUGAGUUAACUCUAAAGUGUUUCUUUGAAGCUUAACAGUUCAGAAUUAACCUGGCCACUUGCUUAUCACCUGUUACUUCAGAUUCAAGCUUGAUAUGUGUAGCAGUAACUGGAGUUGGAAGAAAGUCGCCUUGGGGAAAGGCAUGAUUCAGCACACUCCUAACGUGUCAGUUUGCAGUGUCCUCUGGCAGGCUUUGAUGUUCAAAAAGAUUGUAUCCUAGUUUAUAUAAGUUUAGACUGGAGGCUUGUGAAAUUGCUUUGUGUCAGUCCUACGCUGUGUCUGGUUGUAAAAUUGCCCUCUUAAUUAAUGGAAUGGUAUGGUAGUUGUCACAGAUAAAAACCUGAUUGUCCUAUGUAUGUUUGUCCACCAGUGAGUGCCAAGUCACACGAGUCGUACAUUUGAAUGUCAUACUGGUAGUGCAGGCCAACGCUGUGCUCACCCGUAUGGCACUUGCAAGUUUUUAAUAAUCUUGCCCCUUCAGAUGUUAACUCUGUAGAGCCUGAGUAUCCAACAAUGGAUUUAGGAACCUGCUGGUGAUUUGAGGAUUUUUUUUCUAAACUGUGAGCUAAUGAGAUAGAUAUAGAUAUAUAUUGAUAUUGAAAAAAUCCUUGUACAUGGGCUGUAUGUAUAUAUAUAUAUAUAUAUAUAUAUACUUGCCAGAUGCUCAGCCUGGGACUUUAAUAUCCAAAUAGUAGUAGAAAUGGCAGCACUCACGGUCUCCAAUAAAAUUCUUCUUUAUUUAGCCAGAUUUAAAACAUGGGAUCAACAUUUCAGUCCCUGUAUGUGACUUUCAUCAGGAUCAAUCCUGAUGAAAGUCCCAUACAGGGACUGAAACGUGGAUCCCAUGUUUUAAAUCUUACUAAAUAAAGUAGAAAUGGCAGCUCUCACGGUCUCCAAUAAAAUUCAUCUAUAUCUGUCUGUCUAUCUAAUUCUUUUAUUUUUUCUUCUUCCAUCAUUUUAAAACAAGGGCCAAAAUAAGUUUCAAAUUGAGACCAAUUUGGCUUUGUCCUCAUACUACAGCUUGCUGUUAAAGGAGAGUUCUCCUACUCUUCCCUGUCACUCAGUCGUCACCACAGAUCUCUAUGCUGAGAAUUGACAGGUUAGUAACCAUAGUUUUAGAUGGAAUUUAAAGGAAAUCCAUAUAUUUAUUUAUUUUUUGUCUAUUUUAGUAGUGCAUAGCUAAACAAGAGUACAGUGACAUUUCUCAAUAGUUUGACAGGCAACACAAGUUGAAGCGUAUUAUAUUUUUUAUUUUAUUUUUUAAAUAUAAGAAAUGAAGAAUAAACAAGAGUUUGUAGCUUAGCAAGGUUAUUCCCUCGGCAACAUGGAUGUAGGAAAGCUUCCUACAACUCUGACCGCUGCGAAACGUGACAGUAGGUCGGGAAGCCAUAGCGUCUCAGGAUUAGUCUCUUAGGGCAGGUUGUGCUGAUAGCUGUUAGGUCAGGAUAGCAGGGGAGUUCGCUUGAGAUGUGUCUCUCCUCCAUGACAGUCAGGCCCUGCCCCCUGCAAAUCCAUACAUUUGCUACCAAUUCUGCCCUUUUGAGUCAUUCUGUGACAAACUUCUGUUUUGCCAGACAGAUAAACUUUCGGUGAAUAAGUCUCCUAAAUAUACGGGUAAUCUCUGUUUGGACAGUUCGGUUGAAGGUUUAUGUACUGCUUUUUUUUUUUUUUUUUUUGGCAUGCACACUCUCUUCUUGCUGUCUGUGUAAAUAUACAUACAGCCUGUGCUGCUUCUCAGUAACAAGACUCUGCACCUCUUGUUUAGGGAAAUCUGUGUAGUUUGCAUAGAAGAUUAGGUGACAAAUGUUUGGUUCCAGCCUGCUAUAGCCAGUCUGUGCUCGGCCUCUUUGCACAUCUAUUCAUGGAGAAGCAGCAAUGUAGUCCUGUUGCAAAUCCUUGUUUUAUUCACCAGUUAUACAGUGCUGCAAUCUAUGUUGGUGCAGUAUUAAUAGGUUGUGUGUGUAAGACUAGGUUUUUCUGUUUUGAAGUGUAUGUUGUGUCUAUAGGUAUGCUGAGGUAUGCCUUGUUUCUGGUUUUCAAGAGGCUUGACGCUGUUGCUCCAGAACAUGUCGACCAUCAUUCUGGAUAGUACCUGAGAGAUGGUUAAAGUACUUUAGGAUGUUCUGUGGACUUAAGUCUGUCUCCAUGACGGUAAUAAAGUAGGCCCUAUUCCUGUGCAAUUUAUUACUGUCAAAGAUUGAAAGUUGCCUAGUGUUUCAUUACGUGACAGUGCCAUAAAUCAAGCGGAGCAGAGCAAUGGCCUUUUCUGUUAAGAGAAUCAUACAUUUUAACCCUACGGAACAAAAGUGAGAUGAACUACAUCUUUGUUCGCAUGUACAUAUGGCAUGCCAACAGUUAACAGUACAGGUUUAAAUAUAUAAAAACAUACAUUUAAUUUUAUUUUUUAAUUUCCUAUAAAGAGACACUUUGAGAACCAUAGCUGCAUUUGCUUCAGGUCCAAAUUAUGAUGCCUAAUGCUCCCUUGGCCCUUUUUUUUUUUUUAUAUACUGUUUUAUAAGCAACAAUUUGCAGAAUGCUUCAUUCAUAGAAAAAUAAACGUGAAUUGGUUGGUUUUAUUUGUAUAACUGUGUAAAUGAAACUACUAAAGUAUUUUGUUGCAUGCCCUCUAAAGCCUCUAUUUUUUUUUUCUCUCAGAGGAAAUGGCAGAUUUGCCGAAUUAUAAUGCUCCUUUCACUCAUAAAUAAGCAGCAAUCUAUAAGGCUAGUUGGAUAAUGCAAGAGUGAAACCUUCCACAUUAUCCAAGCUGCUGCAAAACAAUCCACUUCAACACAAUUAGUCAGAAGACAUAGUCGUGGCACCCAAAGUCUCCACUACGUUCAGAUGCUUUCUGCACCUGGACCAAACCGGAUAGUGAUGUCAUUUGCUCAAUCUUUAGUAUACGUUGACAGAGGAAAUGACACUUCAGAAAUGUUUAGCAUUACCAAAUAGCUAACUAAAAGUUGGCUAGUGGUUUUGCUAACAUUUAGGGUUUUUUUUGUUUUUAAAAAUAUAUUUUACAGAUUUAUUUUUAUUGGAUUGUCCACAUGGGCACGUUCGGCACUGCUGGAGAAAGCACACGUGGGCUUGUAUGGAAUUUAUUUUUAUAUGACCGUGAGUCUCUGACUUCAUGGAACAAUCCUACCAGUGUUUUAUUCAGUGGUGUGCUUUCAGAUUUAAACCUGCACUAUUUUACUCUUUAAAAAAAAUAAAAAUGUUUUUUUUAAAUUUAUGUAUCUUUCUAGGUGGUCAGUGGGUCCUUCCGUUUGUGUGUGACGCAGUCAUACCGCACCAUGAAUGUCACAAAGGGUGGCCUUGUUCUCUUCUCCGCCAAUUCCAAUGCAUCUUGUGUAGAGCUAGCAAAGAAAAUUGGCGAGUAAGUAUCAAAUCUCGAAUGCUUCUUAAAUCUGUAAAAUCCAGUGGCAGCCAUCUGGUCACUUUAAAGUGGAUGUGUCAAUUAUGAAUAUCUGACUACGCUCUCCUUAGAUUUCAGAGUAAAGCUAUUGUGGUAGUAAAAUAACCAGCAACUGUAUAGAGCAAGAGUUCCCAAUUAAUUUUUCCCGUUGAACCCUAUGACAUAGUGUGUCAACAUUGUGGACUGUCCACCCCCCCAGUCCCCCUUGCUGCUGGGCUGAGCGACUGGCGUGUGGGCGGCGAGGGAGCAGUGAUCUUCCUGCUCAGCUCCCUCGCACGCCUCUUAGUGGAACCGGAAUAUAAUGUCACUGCUGUGCGUGCCGCAGUAAUUGAGGCGGGCGGCGAGGAAGCACUUUCCCCUGCUCAGCUCCCUCGCCGCACCGCCUCAAUUAUAGCGGCAGCCAUUUGUUUCCUGUAAUUUUGGCGGAACGCCAAUUGUGAAACGCUAAUUUGCUUCCUAUACUGAAAUAUAGAACUCCUGCACUUCUUUUCACAAAUCCUAAUGUACAGCCCACGAUCAUUGAGGUUACACAAACGUAUUCAUUGCUCUAGCAGUGUUUCAGGAUGUAGCACCAUGCGGUCAGCAUCGUGAAACACAUAAACCAAAUAAGAAUCUAUACCAAUCCCCAUUCGAGACAGUCAUCCUUGUGUGCGAGUUGGGCGCACUUUAAAUUACAAAUAUGUCUUGGAAUGUGUGCUUCUGUGUCUAGCCUUGAAGAUACAUUUUUUCCAAUUUGCUUUUUCUUCAUACUGAAUUGGGUGUAAUUAACAUUUUGAAGGACUAUUGCUUACCAAUGAAAAAAAUUCUUAUGUAAGCCCCCUCUCCUGCACAACUAGUUAGACUGCAAGCUUACAGUAUGCCUGGUAAGCAUGAUAUUGUGUAACUUCAUAGAGAAUAAAAUCUUUUUACACUUUUUGUACCAGUUUGUCAGCUCGCUAUCAAAUGCAUAAGUGGAAGGUUAUAUCUUUGUUUUUGGAUGGCCUAGUUUUUAAAGGAACGCUUUAAGCACCCUAGCCACUACAGCCCACUGUAAUUGUGACAUAGUAGGUGUGCCCUGGCACUGUGCCAUAGUGAAGACUGACACUUACCUGAGUUCUGCAAAAGAAUCAGAGUAGCUCUUUAAAGCUUAGGAAGGCCAGACAGGACUGAACUCAUUGCCCGAGUAUGUCAGCCAAGCAUAGUUCUGAGUCGGCAGUGAAGGUACCCUCCACUGCCUCCCCUCCCCCAAAGAAAACAGACCUAAAGGUCACUCUUUAGUAGAUAUACCUAAAAUGAAAUAAUGCAGGCAUUUUGUUAUGCAUGUGUUCAUUGGAUAUGUAUCUAAAAACAGCUUUCAAAUGCUGCACUUCUCUUGUCUGCUACCUUUUCAAGCCCUCCCCUUCUUCCCCAGCACAGACUUUCUGUGGCUGUCCAAUGCAGCUCAAUGAGAAAUCUUUGCAAGGUAGGUGCUCUGAGCAAUUGCUACCUCUUGAGUUUAGCUCCACUGAGCUAAACAAACCAGGAAGUAACAAGGACCAGCUGUCUGGUUACAAGCCAGGGGGUGUAACCAGAUUAAUUUAUCAAAGUGAAACCCGCACUUUUUGUAAAACGACACAUUCACAGGACACAUUCUUCACACAUAAAGCAUUUCAGCAAGCGUAAAGGGACAAUAAAUCGCCAGCACAACUACAGCGUAAUGUUGUUGUUCUGGAGAGUAUAGUUGGCCCCUGCUGUUUUUUUGGUUGUUUUGUUUUCUGGGUUUUUUUUUUUUUUUUUGCAUUAAAACAGUUUUUUUCAUAGAAAAGCAGUGUUUACAUUAAAGCCUAGGAACACCUCCAGUGGCCACUACUUAGAUGGCUAUUAGAGGUGCUUCCUGGGGCAGUGCUACACUGAUAAGCGUCUCCAUGCUCUGAAGGGAGACGCUGAACAUUCCUCAUAGAGAUGCAUUUAUUCAAUGAAUCCCUAUGAGGAGAUUGUAGCGGAGCUGCAAUAAUAAAACCCAAUAUCCUAUUAAGCAGAAUAAUCCCAAUCCCACAGUAACUGGCCGACUCACUGUUCUGGGAGUCAGCUGUUUAAUGUGAGCCCCACACGGACUUGUAUGUAACUCCCCAUGCAAGGUGUUUCCGAAUACAUAUUCCAGGGGCAUUCCCCACUGGACCUGAGCGGAGACCCAAAGAGAGAAGGAAAUAAGUUUUAACCCUUUCAAAGGGGGGAGACAAACCAUCAAAAUUUUUAACACUAUAGGGUCAGGAAUAAAUGUCUGUGUUCCUUUUAAGUACUUUAGGGGUCAGGAGUGACACUUUUUUAAGGAGAAGAUUUUGGCCUAGAGGAGGUCUGUGACUUAUUUUCAUACCACUUACUGUAUUCUUUAUUUCUUUGACAGACGUCUAGGGAUCGAGCUAGGCAAAGUUCAGGUAUACCAGGAGCCAAACAGAGGUGAGUUUGGUAUUAAGUAUUCAAAUUAAUGGUCACUUUACUUACCUAGAGGUAUAAUCAAUUUUUUUUUAACAACCUACAUUGAAAAUCAGGUUUGUCACAAUUGACAGACUUUCAGCUCUUUGCAGUUAACAAAUCAAAGUAAUUGAAAUAGCUCAACACAACAAAUGCUUAAACGAAUUUUCCAAAAUCAACAGAAAAUUCUACUUAUAAUGACUUUUCCAGCCUCAAAACUAUUGAACUCCCUGAAUAGAAUUCCUCACAACAGCACAAAUAUGCAAAACAUAUGUUGUCUCAAGCACAUCUGAUGAAACUGAUCAAGGGCUUCAUUACUUGCACCAUGUGUGCUUGAGCUACAACACUUGUAAUACCUCAAUUGGCUAGGGGUUUAUUGAGUGUUACGCUUGACUACAUGUUAGAAAUAUGGCUAAGUCAAAAGAAUAGUCUGCAAAGAUCAUCGCCCUUCACAAACAAGGCACAGAAUACAAAAAGAUUGCAAAAGCGCUGAAUGUUCCUAAAGACACCGUUGGAAGCAUAGUUUGCAAGUUAAAAGUUAAAGGAACAACUGUUAAACUACCUGGAUGAGGCAGGAAAAUUAACUUAUCAAUGGCUGCGACCAUAUUUCUGAAAAGGCAUGUUGUGAAAAACCCUUGAGUGACUGCAAAAGACCUGCAGCAAGACUUUGUGGCUACAGGCACUGAGAUUUCAGUGAGCACAGUAAGGAAUGUACUAAACGCCGAAAGUUUCCAUGCCAGAACUCCAAUAUGUACACCACUACUGACCCGAGAGCACAAGGAAAGUCUGCUCCAAUAAGCUCAAAGUCAUAUAAAUAAACCACAGAAGUUUUUGGAUUCUGUACUGUUUAGCAAUAAACCAAAACUUGACCUUCCAGCGGUAUGUCUGGAGGAAGAGGAAUGACGCAUACGCUGAAAAGAACAUUUUGCCUACAGUUAAGCUUGGUGAUGCUAUGGGGCUGCUUUGAAUACUCUUGCACAGAAAACCUACAGUGUGUGGAAAACAAAUGGAUUGAAGUAUCAGGAAAUCCUAGGAGAAAACCUCAUGCCAUCUGUGAGGAAGCUGAUGCUUGGGCAUCAUUGGACCUUCCAACAAGACAAUGAUACCAAGCAUGUAAAAUAGCAAAAAGGUGGAAAACACCCAGAAUACGUGUGAAUUAAUAUAUAAAAUAUAAAGCAACCUGAUGGAAAGUGUAAUCCAUAUGAAUUCUGUAUAAGAAUCAAAAAUCUGACAUAGCGUAAUACAGUAAAAAAUUUUUAAAUGUAUAAAUAUAAGUGAUUGUAGAUACACUCACAAACGCACGUGAAAUAAGGCUUCUCGCCCACUCAGGGGCAGUGUGUAAUACGAUGAAUAGGCUGGAAAAUCACCUCAUAGGAUAUAUGCAAAUAAAGGAAAUCAAAGAUAGUGAAGUUUGUUAUGAAAAUACAAAAUCACAUUUAUACAGAAUUCAUAUGGAUUACACUUUCCAUCAGGUUGUUUUAUAUUUUAUAUAUUAAUUCACACGUAUUCUGGGUGUUUUCCACCUUUUUGCAAUUUUACAUUGUCUCUUGGGUGUCUGUGAGGCACACCUAGGAAUUCUUCCAGUUAUACGUUUCUAUUCCAAUUUUGUAGUGUAUAUACUGUCUUUUGUUCAAUGAUACCAAGCACACCUCAAAUUCCACCAAGGAUUGGUUGUCGAAGUCCUGAAAAAUUCUAUGGUAGCCAUCACAGUCACCUGACUUGAACCUCGUAGAAAAUAUCUACUUGGAUUUGAAGAAAGCAGUUGCAAACACAAGCAUAUUACUGAACUGGAGGUCACUGCUCAUGAGCAAUGGGCUAAGAUUCCUCAGGAACACUGCCAGAAGCUGGUGACUGCUAUGCAUCCCAUUUUACAGCAGGUCAUAACAGCAAAAAGGUGCUCUACUAAGUACUAAAGGGGUUAAAUAAAAUUGGUACUUUAAGGUCAUUAUAAGUUGCCUUUCCAGUUUAAUUUGGGGGAACCACUUGAAGCAUUUGUUGGGUUAAGCUAUUUCAUUUUUUUUAAAAUUUUUUUCUCCUUUAUUGCAAACAGCUGAAAGUCAGUAAACCUGAUUUUCAAUGGUGGUUGAAUAAUAUUGAUAACAGCUGUAAUAUAGUCUUCCAUUUCAGUAUAUACAUUGUUUUCCCUUUCUGGUGUCUGCAAUUCAAUUUUGUUAAAGAAAACUUACAUGGCAUCUGUAGAUGGGGCACUCCUCUAUGCAUUCUAACUACUUUUUUGAAGUUAAGAGUGACCAUGCCAGCAGAGUCCAGGCUAUAUAACCAUGUCAAUGCGAUGAAGUGGCUGCAGUGUCUUUAAAAUGUGGGAACCAUGUUAGUUUCUGUACCCUUAUAAAGAAAAGCUGUCAUCUGUUUUUAUUAUUUAAUAUAAGAGCGUAUAUAAUAUAAUAUAAUACCAUUGGUCUCCUGGCAGCCAUUUUUGGCACUAUUUGAUCAGAAGCUCAUUUAGAUUGGUUUUCCAGGACCUGUAUAGGGCCCCUCUUCUUUUUCCCUUACCAACGACAAAUAUGCUUCUAUUAUGUUAACUAAGCUCCAUUACAAACCCAGCUGUAAUUGGGGGUGCAUUCAGUGUGUAUGUAUGUAAACACUCUGGGCAGUGUGCCUACCUGUGACCCAGAAGGACUUAUGGCACUUGCAGGAUGCUGCCCAAGACUUUCAUUUUGGUGUUUAAUGUUUUUGUAAAUUACUGUAAUUUGUUACUUUUUACUGUUUCAAUAUGCUCUAUGCAACAGUACAAUUGCUAGACAGAAGAGAAUAUGCAAGUCAUAGUUGUCUGUUCCUAAAAUGCAACUGCUCAUUCAACUUUAACAGAACUGAUGGCUUCUAUAUUUAAAAAGAUCUUGUCAUGUUUGGUACAACAGGUGUGUGCUGGUGUUUGCCCAAUUCCCACUAUUGUCUGACCAGUGGUAUGUUUUUUGUGUUCAGUUAGCUAGUUUGUUAUGACCUUCAUUUGUAAACAAACAAUACUGCCCUGCAGCAAGACUAUACUUAUUUACCCUAUUUAAUCUUUGUGAAUGUAAAUGCUUUGUGGAAUGUGACAUUGAGAACAAUGCUGUAUCCUUUGACAUAUUAUUCCUUCGUUCAUUUUUUAUUUAUUAAAAUUCUUCCGUUAGCCUUGCAUUUUAGUUGCGUCAAAAUAUCUCACAUAGUCCUUGGAUCCCCCCUAACCUUUCUAGUUUAAGUCUUCUUAUGCCCCGCAUUGUUUGAAGAGACAGUAGACGUUCUGAUUGCUUCAUAUCCUUGUUAAUCAUGUCUGGAGUCUCUUGCCAUCCUUCCAUCCCCUGUUGAACCGUUGUGUUAAUGCUAAAUGAGAGUCCCCAGCAGCUCAUCCCCUCUGUGCUGCUUGGGUUCAUUUCAGAAGCAUGUUUUAACUCCUAAAUGGUAGAAAAUGGAGCAGUGAGACCUCUGAGUCAUAAUCUAUAUACAAGUACUGCUUCAUUAACCCCUUAAGGACCAAACUUCUGGAAUAAAAGGGAAUUAUGACAUGUCACACGUCAUGUGUCCUUAAGGGGUUAAGCUAAAGUUGCUUUGGUGACACUAGUGUCCUUUUAACCCUAAAUGGAGAGACAGUGUCAGGGGACUCUGGGCACUAUACCCAACUUAAUGAGAUUAUAUUUUUAGUAUCAGUUUCCCUUUAGGUUCUGAACCUUGAUGGUGAAGGGGUACCUUUGAGAGUGUACACAGUGAAUGUAGUGAUCUUGUUUUCUUGUCACGUGAAGUACUUUGUAAAUUCUCUGUUGCACUUUGCUCAGCAUUUUAAAUCUCUGGACAGUGAAGCACAUCUUUAGUUUGCUUUACUUAUCUGAAGGGUUGGGUUUUGUGACCUCUAUACCUCGGUGCCCUACUCUUUCAGAAAUCCUGUUCUUCUCUGGCAAUGACUAAACAAACAUGUCAGGUCUUGGUGAACAUAAAAUUUGACAAGCUGCAGUUGUUACUUGUGAUGAAUGGCUGGCUGAGUCUUUCCUUGGCGUGUUUAUUUUUCCCUUUUAUUAUUUUGGUAGGCUAAGGUUUUAUGAAGACUCCGUGGCAUUGGACCCACAAUCCCGAAUAAUGUACAUGGCAUUAGCUAAGCAAAGUAAAAUGAGUUCACUCACCCAUUCUUCAGUAGUAAAAUUCUAGAAUAAAUCAUGCAAAAUGUUUGUUGGGACUCUGCCCAGUGUCUGGGAUGUGCCCAGGGGGAGCAGAGCUGCUACGCAGAACAGUUUGUUAUAGCACCAGGAAAGAACCCUACAUAAAUAGUGUGCCUGUUCUAAUCACUGAUAAAUCUAGAUUUGAGAUCUUCAGGAGUUUAGAGUUACAAGUCUGUGGGAUACAAUUCUUCAAAAAGAUGAUAUAGCCUUGUGUAAAUAGCUUAAUUAUUGUGUGACUUCUCUCUUCUCUCUUUCUGCCCUCUUCUUCAGAAACACGUGUUCAGAUUCAAGAGUCUGUGCGAGGGAAGGAUGUAUUUAUCAUCCAGACUAUUUCCAAGUGAGUAAUUGUCCGAUGUCGCAUCCAGUUUGUGUCUUCCAGUUUUGGUAUGAGAAAUGUCUUUGUGCAGCUGACAACUAGGAAUCACAAACCACAAAUGUAUCCCUGGUACGGUCUGAUCCACCUCUGAUGGGUUGUUUUUAGGUCUCUUUCUGGAAUAGAAAUCAAGGUUUAAAGGAACAGUAUACCACACCACAGUCCCUUACUGACAGUUCGUAUGCCCAUGUGUCCACAAGCCUUUUUGUAACAACCAAUUAAAAUCCAUUAUUAUUCUUCCCAGCUUUCCAUUGUAUAUGAACUUUGAAAAUAUGUUUUGCUUUCCCUUGGGCACAAAUCAAAGCGUGCAAUGAAAGGCUAAAAAUAUUAUUUUCAAAAUAAAUAAAGUACUGAACAUAUUUAAAACUUUAAAUACAUAUUUACAAGUUGUAGUUCUUAAAUUUACUAUAUAAUGGUAUAAAGAACAUCUUCUGGUAAGGGUGCCUUUAUAACGUUAAAAAAAUCUGAUAUGCAAGUGACCUUUCACUGUGGGAUUUAGCCAGAGUCAGCACCUUCUAGAAUGCGGGAGCCGUAUCACUGCAGAUUUUGAGCAAGGAAAGCAGUGGGGAAAAAAAUAGUCUUUACAUUCCUGCAGUUAAAAUUACCUGUUCAUUAGGUAGCAAGGAGGAACUUUGUGUGUGUAUAUGGGGUCUCUACAGCGUGAGACCAUCCGAUUAUGUGGCCAGACAAGCAUGUGAUACAUAGCCUUGGUAUUUUCUUUGCUGUGAUGACGGUUUCAAAGAAAUGUGUUGUAUAUCACUCUAAGCACAGCUGACAUUUGAACUGCAUGCUCUAUAAACGGGGAAAUUGCAAGUUCUUGGUAACUGCAGAUGGAUAAGAUAAUGGGGUUAAUUUCCUAUGUGGCAUGUUUAGGAAUGGCAAAUUGCAAUUCAGGGGUUCAGAAACCAAAAUGGUGUACCACAAUUUGGAAAAAGACACUUUUUAAUAUACAGUUGACAGACCCUCCCAUGCUGUAUAACAAGAAAGCAACCAAGUCUUGCCCAGUGUCUGCCUACCCCUCAUAGGGACAGAAUAGGCAGGGAUUCGCAUCUUUUAUUUCUGGGCAGAAGGUGGAAGAACACAAGCUGUGCUUUAGCGCUUUCCUUCUGUUCUAUGAUUGCCUUACAGCAGUUAUUUGCAGCUUUGGGUUUCUGUGGAGUCUUCAUAACCAGUCACUGCUUCCCACUUUCUUACCUAGCCGUGCCUGUGCUGGAAAUGGCCCUUGCCCGUUGCGAAGAUGUUCUCGGUUUGAGAGAUGGAACAUGUGCACUGAAUGCAAUGACUUAAAAUCUCAGAGUGCUACUGGGCAUGUACAAAACUAUUGCAGUGUUUGGCGCAAAAAUGUGGUUUAUUUAAAGGACCACUAUAGUGCCAGGAAAACAUACUCGUUUUCCUGGCACUAUAGUGCCCUGAGGGUGCCCCCACCCUUAUGGGCCCCCUCCUGCCGGGCUCUGGAGAGAGGAAGGGGUUAAAAUCUUACCUUUCUCCAGUGCCGGGCGGGCAGCUCUCCUCCUCUUUGGCUGAAUGCGCAUGCGCGGAAGGAGCUGCGCGCACAUUCAGCCAGUCUCAUAGGAAAGCAUUCAGAAUGCUUUCCUAUGGACGCUGGUGUCUUCUCACUGUGAGUUUCACAGUGAGAAGCACGCAAACGCCUCUAGCGGCUGUCAAUGAGACAGCCACUAGAGGCUUAAGAGGCUGGAUUAACUCAUUUAUAAACACUGCUAUGUUUAUAAAAAAAAAAAAAGGGUUAAUCCUAGAGGGACCUGGCACCCAGACCACUUCAUUAAGCUGAAGUGGUCUGGGUGCCUAGAGUGGUCCUUUAAUAUUGUUGGUAGAUGUACUUCAAGGCCGCAGUUGCCACUGCACUGUAGUUUCAGCCAAACCAUGCUUUAUGAAGAAUAACACACAGGUAAAAACCGUAUGGGAUAUGAAAACGUGAUCUGUCUGAAAUAAUGGGCACAUCAUAUAUAGCUGUAGCUCCCUGUCCAAACCUUUUCGUGGGUUGCAGGGCUUUCCUUUUAUAUAUUUAUUUUGAACCUUUUUUAGCUUCCAGCCAGAUAUACAAAACUUGGUAAGCUAAUGUUGCCCCUUUUAUAAACUAAUGCAAAAAUAUUUAUACAUAUUCUCCUUUUUGUCACUUUAAGAAACAAUAUAUCCCUAUUAAAAAAAAAAAAGUGUAUUGUAGUUUUAUUUUAUGUUGUACGUGUAGCCUCGUAAGUUCACUGAUAGUUAACAGGUGUUUUUUUCCAUUUUCCAGUGAUCCUUAGCUCUCAUUGAUUGGCAAAGCAUCAUGGUAGAUGUAGUUCCAACUUGGCUGUAGAUCUACCCUUUUACUAAUCCUCAUUCCUGUAGAUUUUGUUGUGUAAGUAGCAUGUUAUUCUGUUGUAAAGUGAAAUGGUGUUAACAGUUGGCUUUCUCUUAUGUUUUCAGGGAUGUGAAUACCACAAUCAUGGAACUGCUUAUUAUGGUGUAUGCAUGCCGGACCUCUUGCGCUAAGACAAUUAGUGGCGUCAUCCCUUACUUCCCCUACAGCAAGCAGUGCAAGAUGAGGAAAAGAGGCUCCAUUGUGUCGAAGUUACUAGCUUCCAUGAUGUGCAAAGCUGGUAAGCAUCGCCCCUGGGGACUUGUGUACAAGUGUAUUCUCACUGUCCAGACCUAAAUAUUAUUUAUACUUUUUUUUUUGUUGUUGUUGUUUAUUUCCCCCCCAGUAUCUGAUAUUCAGCCGGAAUAAUCGUCUUGUGCAGAAACUGUCAUGUCAGACAUUAAUUUUUUAACUCGUGGUUUAAAAGUGUCUAUUAUUUAUUCACUUUUUUCGAUAUUUAAAUAUAAAGUGGCACUCUAAACACGAUACUCCCACACACAUACUUUGUGAGUUUUCUUUUCUGAUGUUGGUAUGUUUUCCAUUCAGCUAUCCUGGCAACUGUUCGAGGUUUUUCUUUUUCUAUGUGCAGUUAUAUUGGGGUUGGUAUUCUAUUUGUACAAUUGGUAAAACCUAUUACUUCAAAACCGUACAUGCUUGCUCGCUUAGUGAUCAGUUUGCAUUGUAUUUGGCUGCCUUUUAAGCAGAUUUUUCCAACACCAUUUCUUAUAAACAUAUGUUUGUUUAGUUAGUGCAAUCUUGUUUUCGUCUCCAUGUAAUAUAAAGCCAGAUUUAACUAAACAGUCUUCAGGCAAAGUUCCAGGAAGAAUCUCCUAGUAUAGUGUGUGCGCGUUCCUGUUCCACAUGUUAUUGUUUUGAGGGUUUUUUUUCCCUGUACAUCUGAUCUUUCUCUCCCCUGUGUCAUUCUCCCAAAGGCUUGACACAUCUCAUAACCAUGGACCUGCAUCAAAAGGAAAUUCAAGGCUUCUUCAAUAUUCCUGUUGAUAAUUUAAGAGCAUCACCAUUCCUUUUACAAUACAUUCAAGAAGAGGUGAGUUCUGAGCAAGACUGUGAACCAUUUAAAAAAAAAAAUAAAAUAAAAAUCUCAUGGCGCUACUGGGCAUGUACAAUAGUUCUUUUUAAUUAGAGUUAGCACCUAUUGCUUUGACAUCUUUUCCACAUAUAUAUAUGUUCUCAGUUUUUUGUUUUUUUUGUUUUAGAGCCUUUCCAGAACUAGGGAUCAACAGCCUUUCUUUUUUUUUUUUUUUAAAUUACAAUUUUACACAACAAACUUUAAACUUUGUUCUGAAAUGUAUUGGGCAGGAGUGCCCUGGUACCCAAUUAGUGUAAGUAGUUGUACCAUUUCCACUUCAUUUGUCUUCUUACCUGGGUACUACUGGGCGCUGCUCUCUGCAUCUUCCAUUCCGCUAUACAUCGCCCCUCUAAGCUCAUUCAGGGAGCUUCCAGAUCCUAUAGAUGCAGCAAUUGAUGCUCAGAAGAACCCAGGUAUGAAGUCUAACAUUUUGACUACUUACAUUUGGAUGAUAGCCAGGGCACUUCGGGCACCAUAACCACUACACUGAGCUUUUGUGGUUUUUGUUUUCCUUUUUAUAUAUAUAUAUAUAUCUCUUCCAUUAAAAACAUUUUUAUGACUCCUACCCCUUCUGGCAUUAGCAUCUCAGCAAGUCUGUCUAAGAAGCUUUCAUGCUAUUCAAAUGUUUAGGAUUUUUCAGUAAAAUUUGAAUUGUAAAAUUUAGGUUAAACUAGGCAAACUGAGUUGUUUUUUUUUUUUUGUUUUGUUUUUUUUCUUCCAGUUUCAGUUUGCUGCAGUUGUUAGUUUAAUAAACGGCUUUGAACAAAAGCUUAAAACAAAAGCAGCUAGAAGUCGUGAGAAAACAUACAAAACCUUAAUAGGUCAGUCUCCAUUCAGGUCUCAAACAAAUGUUUGCUCACGUGUCAUUAUAGAGAGACCCUAUAAUAUUUGCAUAUCGGAAUAAUCCUAUUAAUAAGGACGGUUAAGUUCCUACCGAACGGCAAGUUCCCUUUGCAUAAGAAAUCAAUUGACCCCUGUCCAUUGUUUCUGCCUUUGUUGGGCCUCAUUAUGGAGGGGCAGCCGGCUUUCAGACUGACAGUGACUAUUCACUUAUCUUCCACACCACCUGUUGGCAUAACAGGCUCCCUGUAACCAUUUUAGCAAAAUUCUUGCUUCAUUCAUCCGUAAAAAUUGAAAUAUGAACGCCAUGCCACUAGCACUAGCUAUGCGUAUGGAAUAACCAAUCAGGGAUAUCCCAAUCUCCCUACAUAUAUCUAGCUUAUAUAUAGAGCUUUUCUUUCUAAAUAACUUGCAUGAGCGUUUGUACAGCAGCCACUCAACCUGCACAAUUAUGCUCAUUCAUAAAAAAUAAAGUGUGCAAUGCGUGUGACGACUACACUGUGUAUACUAUGGCAUUUUUAAUUGCCUUCAUGACUCUGAAAACAGAAUCUGGAGCUGACCCAACCCGAGAGCACAUGGUUAUCCCACAGCUGGAGCCUCAGGCAAUCAGUGGCAUCCAUGUUGGAAAUGAUUGACAUACAUAAGGUUAAAGAGUCAAGAUAAUCAGUGCAGCUGAGGAGGGUGGUGUCCUGUUGAUGGGAAGAGCCAGAGUUUAAACAAGCCAUUCCUAAACAAUGUCACAUUAAAAGGGGGAUUAAUGCCAAGACACACUAUGCAGCAUAAUUACAAUAGCAUGCUGCAGUUAUGUUGCUUAGAUUGCUACUUUACUAUACAUGAAAGUUGUCCCUGUGCUUAGUGAAACAUUUUGUGUAAGAAUAAAAUUAAUCUUCUGUGUCUUUCUUUUGCCAGCAUGUAAUUUCUGAAGUAGGAGUUUGCCCGUGGUAUAUUGGAUGGUCGGCACACUUUGUGACAUUGUGUCACUGUGUUGUUUCCGUAAAGGAUUAAGCUAGGGAGAGAUCUCUUCUCCGUAAUUACAGAACAGAUAUAGGAAGGCAUGCAUUUUAAAUGUUCACCCUGGCAAGCUGCAGACGUAUCACGUUGCUGGCAGAACAAUGAACGUACGUUAAUGCUUUGUGGGAUUGUUUGACUUUAAAACAGGUCUGUGUUUUAAAAAGGAAAGUCCGUUACUUUAAAGGAAUACUUUAGUGUUAUGGAUACAAAGAUGUAUUCCUAACACUAAAGUGGCCCCUCGCCAUUCAGUCACUUACCUGAUUCCAGCACUGACGUCGCUUCAACGCUGGGUCGCACUCCUCCUUCGCAGAUAUUAACCGAUGGGUUGGGGACCUGAUGCACAAACACAGCGACUGUCUUGUGCGCUUUGGGCAUUCCGCAUAGGAAAGCAUUGAAUCAAUGCUCUCCUGUAGGGUUUUGCUUGAUGCUGGAUGUCCUCAUCCAGCAAAGCAUGAGGACAUCCAGUGUAGUUUCACAGUCAAACAGCCACUAGAGGCAGUCUUGGCACUGAAAUGUAAACAUUGCAGUUUCUUUAAAAAUGUAGACCUGGUCACUGCACCUAUACUACUUCAUCUCAUUAAAGUGAUCUGGGUGCCUAUAGUGCCUCUUUAUUAAGCAGAAUAGUGUUUAGUUUUUAUCACUUAUUGGUACGUCUAUUAACUGGACUUUUGUGUGCAGCAUUGCAUACCCAAUGCAUGAGAAUAUUAGUUAUUGUUAUUAUUAUUGGCAUUUAUGUAGCGUCAACUUAUUCUGCAGCACUUUACAUAAUAAGCUGGAACAUGUUUGAGUUUUAUUGGUACUAGUUAGGAUUUUAAAAUCGCGCCAACGUAUUCUGAGGCAUUUUGUAAUUUGACAGCUAUAGACCGUGCAAUGCAGACAAUCCAGGACAAAAUAAGCAUAACUUGGUGAAGCAUUUCAUCGCCCUUUUGUACAAAGUGUUUUGCAAGGUAGCUUGUCGACUCGCAAUCUAAGAGUUCUAGUAAGAGUUCAGAAAAGAGAUUGCGGAGGUAAUUUGUGGUUGAUGGCUAUAGGGAAAUUCACAAAUAGUUAUGAAGUAGUUUAGCAGGUAGGGUGGAAUUCAGCCACCCAUUGAGUCCUUUUACAGUAAACUGUUACCAGGGUGCUAUGAGGAUUUAAAAACUCUGGAAUCCCUUGUAGGAGAGCGGAACUUGUCAUGCAAAUGGUGAAGACUUCCUCUCUUUUUUUAUUAGAGUACUCUGUGCAUGAAUCUUCUUAUUUAUUUAUUCUCCUUAGUAGAAAUGUUAUUUUAUGAGGUAUAGCUUUGUAUCUUUGUAUCCUGUAAAUUAAUGGGGUUUUUUUUGGUGAUCUCCUAACUCGCAAGUAGACGACGGGUUAAUGGAUAACAGUUUAUUUUCUGUACAGCUCUAGAGUAACAUGCAUUGCUGCCCGCUGUGAAAGUGAAAAAGUAAACAGCUGUUGGCGGUACCCUAUUGUUUGUCAUCCUGUUAGUAGGCCACCUGUGCAAAGAUUCCAUCUGUCCACUCAGGACCUUGCUGGAGUUUUUGUAUUUACUGCAAGUUGAACAUUAAUUUAAAUAAUUUUUUUACACAGAUAACCAUACAAAAUACAUCACCUUAAUGGUUUGCCAUUUCAUAAGCCCGUGUGGAACUGACACGACUGUAAAUAAAAUAUAUUUUUUUUUUUCUGACAGAUACCUGAUUACAGAAAUGCAGUGAUAGUGGCCAAAUCCCCUUCAUCAGCAAAGAGGUGAGCAAAAUAUUUUAUGUGCCAGGAAGCCAACUAGGGACUUCCCCUUCUCCCUAAAAACUGGAUUGGUAACAUAUUUGCACUAUCUAGGCCAAAGUAUUCAGGGGGCGGGGGGGGGGAGGGGUGGUUGGUUGUUUUUCCAUAUUUUUAUUUAUAUUUUUUCCCAUAUAUUAAAUUUUUCAUGUUGGUGGCCUUUUCAUUUAUGACUUACAGUACUAGUGAUCAAUUUAAACUACUAUAUCUUGUAGCUACUGCUUCAGAACUAUUAAUGUAUUUCUUGUAAUCAAUGUUCAAUUUCUUGGGGGGUGGGGGAGAGAAUUUGCGUGAAAGGCAAUGAUUGCCAACCACGUGAGCCAUCUUGGCAAAUUAUGUAAAGUACCCAGAUGGUGACAGAGCCACUUUAAUGUUUGAUCAGUGUAUGAUGUACAUGGCUCAGAGAAAUAUACAUAUAAAUCUACAUAUAUAGGCUUGUAUGUGCAUUUGUAGCAAAGUGUGAAUUCCAGAAAGUGUUCUGUUUGUUUGUGUUUUUUUGCCUUGCCCCUUGAAGAUUAUAGAGCAGGUGUCUUCAGUAACUGGCUGUGUUGUCAACAGAUUCAUGCCUGAGGUGAUGCACAUCUCUGUAUGUCAUGGCCUCACGGGUUUUGUAGAUUAUGCGUUCUAAAGGGAUUGUAAUUGGCAUGUAUGAGCAGUGCACCCACUUCUGAUUUUCAUUUCAUGUGAUACAAUCUGAACCAAAAUGAUGGUGCAACUGUGCCCUUCUGGUAUUUUCUGUUAGUCUAAAACUGCCAUAAUAAUUUCUUUAACUAUGACAGUAGGUCGGAGAAGCUGGCCUAAUAGGAUGUAUUUAGAAUCAUAAAUGUUUGACCCACAAAACCUUAACGUUGGUCAAUAUAUGUGCCUAUAAUGCAAAAAAAUGCCUCUCUGGUAUUGUAAUCUUUUAUUUUUUUUGUGUGUGUGUUUGAAAUCAAACUGCUGCAAGUUGAUCUAUGCUUUCUAUCAAGUUCCUUGGUUUAUGCCUAAUAUGCACUUUCCAAAUUCACUAAUCUCCCUUUUUGCUUACCUCUCUCCUUGUGGCAGAGCCCAGUCUUUUGCUGAAAGGUUACGACUGGGAAUCGCUGUGAUUCACGGUGAAGCGCAGGACGCAGAAUCCGAUUUAGUUGAUGGGCGGCAUUCACCGCCUGCUGCUAAAGGAGUAACUGCUCCUGGAAUACACCCAACAUUGGAGAUUCCAUGUAAGUAUCUUGCACCUCUGUAAAUCUUUCUGCCUAAAUGAGAAGUGCCAGGCGCUCAUUACCCCUCCCCAUAGGGAAAGCGUUGAUUCAUUGCUUUUCUAUGGGGAAAUAGCUGACGCUGGAUGUCCUCCUGCAAAGCGUGAGUACGUCCAGCGUUUGUUAUUGGACCAAAAGACCUGUAACAUCCAGGAAGUGCUUCUAGUGGAUGUCUGAUAGACAGCCACUGGAGGAAAACUUAGUGCUGCAAUGUAAACACCAAGUGCAAUAGGGACACUGUUCCCAGACCACUUGAGCUGAAGUGUUCUGGGUGCCUAUAAUGUAUGAUAAUGAGUCAUGUUGAUAAUGGGAUUUUAUUUGGUUCUGGAUCUGACACAUCAGAAGUCUUUUUAGAGCGGACUAAACAUGACAAAACUGAUGGUUCCAUAUCUUUCGUUUCUUUUAUUUUCCCUCUCUUCAGUAGCACUUCACCUCUCAACAGAAUCUCCAGCCAUCAAAACAAGGGUGAGGGGGAGGAAAGUGCAGAAUAUGUGUUAGUCUUUAUUGCCAUCUUAUUGGUAAAUUAUUUGAACGAUGUGCAUGAGUCUAUCUACGUUAUAUUGAUAGUCUCCAGCCGUUGGACGUUCCCAUUCCUUUUUAGAGAUGCGUGCGUAGGGUGACUUGUCUUGUCACCACUUUCCAUUUCAGAGCUGAUCUAUUUGAACUAAUUGCCCUGAAAAUCCACUGCUCGCGUGCCCUCCCAGUCUGGAGUAGCUCUGCUCAUUGAGAGUACAUGCAUUCUUCACAUGCCAAAUUAUAUUUGGUCCAUGAGAAAUGUCUGCAGUUGGUAACCUAACUCUUCCUGUGCUGCUUACCAGCAGGUUAAGCUCCAUUUACACUCCGCUCCAGGAGCAAAAGGAUUAGGACGUAAGCCUAAUAACAGAGAUUUGAUUCAAAACUAUGUGGAUUAAUGUUGUGCCAUCUGUUAGGGUCUUAGAUCUAAAUUUGUUUACUUUAUGUGGAAGGAUAAGGUCUAUGUUACAGAGCUGGAAUAAAACGUGUGUGUGUGUAUGUGUGUAUGUAUGUGUGUGUAUGAAUAUAUAUGAAUAUAUAUAUAUAUAUAUAUAUAUAUAUAUAUAUAUAUAUAUAUAUAUAUAUAUAUAUAUAUAUAUAUAUAUAUAUAUAUAUAUAUAUAUAUAUUUAUUCUUCAUUCUGUGUUUGAAGGGCCAGCAAAUCUCUCUAUCCUUUAAAUGUAUGUGGCUAUAUUUCCGAAGGGCAAUGCUUACAAAGAAAAUCUCACAACACACACCUUGCACUAUAGCACUGCCUUUUAAUGUUGCACUGUAGCAUACAACUGAAAUCUCAUUUAAUCCCCUUAGGCCUAAUAGAAUAAUUAUGUCCGAACAAUCUAGUCCAUGAAAACGGAAUAUACUUUUUAGCAUCAGCGAGCAAGGCUUUCCAUGCCCACACAGGAUGUCCAGAAACCAAAUGAGGGUGUAAAUAUUAUUGGUACUCUGGGUGUUGGGUCUGCUUCAACUUUGCAUUCACAUGCACGCUCCACAGCAUUCAUUCCACAACUAAGAGAAAAAUGGUCUGAUCAGCUGCAGAAUUGUCAACUGAGAUUGUGCAUAGUGGAAUGGGAUAUGUCAAAGUAACAUAGUUCUCUUCUACUCUUUUCAUCUAUCUUUGAUAAAGGCAUAAUAGAUGAGCUAUGGACAGAUUUACAGGGUCCAACAAUAAACAGUUUUUUUCAAAGUUAAAAUGCUCCACUUCCCUCUCACAUUAAUUUAUUAAAUGUAGUGUGUUCGUUUGUGCUCUAACAGACAGCAGAAGCUUACUAGGGAGGUGUAACAUUGAAGUGUGCUAUCUUUUUUUUUUUUUUUUUUUUUUCUGAGAAAGAAGUGUCCUUGAGUAUAAUAGUAUUUCAGGUUCUGUGAAUGUCACAAUUUAUAGACUAAAUACGUAUCCUGCCAGCAAGGAGUAUACCAUCACUUUUGUGGUUUGCCAGGCUGAAGAAAAAUACAUGUUAGAUUUAUCUUCAUUUUAGCAAAAUAUUUUAUUUAUUUUUCUGCAUUCUUCAGGGAGAUCUUGAGUAUGCAAAAUAUAAACAAUUAUACAUUAUCCCUUUUCUUGGUAAAUACAGCAACUUGUUAAAGGGGAGGAAAAUGGGCAGAUCCAUUGCAAAACUUUUUUUGUAAGGAAUCUGUUUGUAUUUUUGGAAAUGCAAAGUACCAGCAGGCAGUAAAUCUAAUUACUGUACGUUGGGUUAUUGCCAGACAUCUGUGUUUUUAAAGGAAAAUUUGUCUGCUAAUUCAGCACACAGAUAUAUCUUGAUAUGCGUGUCUUUACGAACUCUUCGUUCCCCUUGGCUACAAUUGGGUUUUUGUUUUUGUUUUUUAAAUAUAAUAUAUAUAACCACGCUGUACACUUUGAGCUAUGCAGGCUCCAAACCCCAGAUCCUGUAUUUUAUUAUAUUUCUGAACUUUUUAAUUUCUGGCAGUAAUGUAAAAGAAAUAUAUAUAGAAUCUCUCACACACUCGUAAAUUUGUGACUAUGAUUCUAAGAUCCACAUACAGUGAUAUCAAAAUUACAACUUAAAGUGAUUAUAGUGAAAAGAACAAAUAAAGAAUAACUUCCCUUAGCAAUAUAGGAUAUGCCCAAAGAUUUCCUCCUAUCUUCAAUUCAGUAAGUAUAUGGUAUAGGGCUAUUCCAAAUUUGUCUUUUCUCCCUUUUUGGAUGUGAGAGUAAAAAAUAGCCCUAUACCAUUUACUUACUGAAUUGAAGAUAGGAGUAAUGUAAAAGGUCUUUUAUUUGAGGUGUUUGAAAGUGUACAUUUUACAGUGAUUAUGAGCAAAUAUUUUAUAUUUUUAUUCUGUUUUCUAGUGAUGUUUCCAAAGGAGAAACCCCCUAUUACUGUGGUUGGAGAUGUUGGAGGAAGAAUAGCAAUCAUUGUGGUAUGUUUUUUAUAUCUCUAAGCUCCUUAUAUACCUUACCCAAGGUUGUUUAAUUUUUGUUGUUAUUAAAUAUACCUGAAAGUGUUCUUGACUUUCACAGAACGCUAUGCUGGCACUAAAGGUAAUAUUGUUAUUUAUAUCUAGUAAUGUCCUCAAUGAGCUGGCCAAGUUACUGGCAAGUACAUUGUUUUAAAAUGUUAUAAAUUGAAUAAAAGAUCGCUGCAAUGCAGAUAUAGCUGUCAUUGAAAUUCAGUACUCUCCAUCCUUGAAUUCUCUGUGUUUAUAGUUGCCAAAGAAGGAACAGCAUGCCCUGCAUAUAACACACAUGCUCUGGGUUUUGGCAGGAUGACAUCAUCGAUGAUGUAGCCAGUUUCCUCGCUGCUGCUGACACGCUUAAGGAGAGAGGGGCCUACAAGAUUUUUGUAAUGGCAACGCAUGGUAUACUGUCCUCAGAUGCUCCACGGCUAAUUGAAGAGUCUGCUAUAGAUGAGGUAAGAGAAUUCAGUGCGUGGAGGAGCAAGUAAUUUAAAAUCAAAUCUUAGAAUUUCAAAUCUAACUCUGCUAGCCAGGCCUUAAAAGUAAUUUGCCACUGUAAAUGGGGAGUCCAUCACACACUUACCAGGGUGAAUGUUUACUUACCAGGGCUGUAUUAGAACGCUCCAAUUAAUGAUGGAUAUUUUGAGUAUGUAUGUCUCCCAAAGAGAAUAGCACUCUUGGAUCUUUUUCAUUGUGAUUUAAUUAUAUCAAAUCAAUGUUUUGAACCUAAUGGAGUCUUUAACAUGGUUCACAUGCAUUUGCUUCAGCAUUUAGGUGUAAAGAUGAACACCUACAACUCAUUGAACUGUUUUGUCGUUAUACAACUUUAAUGUUUUUAAUUUAUUCAUUUUUUGGUCUUCUCUCAAAUAUUUUAUCCACUAGGUUGUCGUCACCAACACAAUUCCCCACGAAAUCCAGAAGCUACAGUGCCCCAAAAUCAAGACAGUUGACAUCAGCAUGAUCCUAUCAGAGGCAAUUCGCAGGAUUCACAAUGGGGAGUCCAUGUCAUAUCUUUUUAGAAAUAUAGGUGUGGACGAUUAGUCCUGUUUGUUACGUGUUUUUUUAGGAAUAUACUAAGGGCCAAAACUGGAAUUGUACAGUGUACCUGUGCCGUACAAAUGCUUACCUUAAUAUUUCAACAAGGCCAAUUUUUAGGCUGAUCUGUCUUACGGUUAGAUUCACCAAUUAAUUUGUUUUGUUGUUUUUUUUUUGUUUUGUUUUUUCCUUAAACUUUGUUUUUGUUUCAUGCACUAGUUCUAUAGUAUGCACAAUUUGGCACUGCAGCUGUAGUUGAAUUCUGUUUCUCAGCAUCCUCCACUCACAAAUUGGCCAUAGUUUUACAAUCCAAAUAUUAGAUGGGCGGUCUGAGUACAGACCUAUGUAUGAGCCCUACAGUAUUAAAAACAUGUAACCUCUUCUGACACCCAGGCCAGUUGGUCAUCUUUGUCUGCAGGGGUUUCAUUCGCAGCAGAUAUAUAUAUUUUUUUUCUUCAGUUAAAAUUACUGGUUUCUCCCACCAUCCAUUACAAUGGAAAAAUUUGUCUUGUUUAAAGAACUUGAAAAACAUAUUAUGCAAGGAACUGAUUGAGCAUUUUAGCUGUAAUCCAGCCACAGCUGUUGAGCCAAACUUGUCAGUGGCCUACAGAUGACACUACAGUGCCCUGUUUUAUUUUUUGUUUUUGUGGUCUAUUACAAUGUCAAGUUGAUUUAUAUUUUAUGUAUUUUUUUGAUUUAUAUGCAGCACCUCUGAUCUAUUAUUUUUUUAUUUAACUUUUUUUGAUGGGCCUAAAAGCUUUGGCUCUGCAACCAAAGCCAUUUACCGGUCGCACCUGUGGUAAGUACCACUAAGUCGUGCGUUGUGCACUUUUACCAAAUUAAAGAGCCACAGACCACAUUUUAACUUGCAACAGGAGAUUUUGUGAAAUUGCUCAAGAGUAUGAGUAGAGGAGGAGUUAGACUUUAAGUCUUAAGUUUGUUUUAAGCUGGUUUAGGGGUUCAUUACUUGCCCACCACUGCCAACAAGAAGUCAUACACCCAAAGAGGUAGAAGUUUUUGGUGUAAGCUGCUAGUUACGCAGCUAUGGAGUGGUGGUAGAAGAUCAGUUCAGAAUACUGCAGUGUGUGCGAAUCUUACAGCAGCUCACCAAAUCUCAGGCUUAGAUUAUGUAUUGUAAUGUUUAAUGUGCUUUGAUUUUUUUUUUUUUUAUAUUGCCCUUAAAGGGACUUUGUUAGAUAGUCAGAAUUUACACUGUGGGUGUAGAGCAUAGAAAAAAAUUAAAUAAUAAAUCUAUAUAAUUACUUGUAAUUUUUUGCUACCAAAAUAUAGAUCAAUUAUGUCUGACAUGUAUUCUACAUUUGUUGUGAGAAUGUUGCCCUUUUAUCAGGCUGAUCAUCGGGGAUACAGUCGGUGACCACUGGAGUGGUCACGAUUGACCAUCACUGGUGUAGAUCAAGUUAACGCUAGUUCCUUUUUUAUUUUUUUUAUUUUAGCCCUGUAUUUUUUAGGUAUAAUUUUAAAUACAACCCAGUUUGCAAAUUAUCCAUAUUGCUUUGUAAUAUCUAGAUUACAUAUUCUUCCUAUUUUGUUUGAAACCUACCAAUUUCUAGAGUUUUUUUUUUUUUUCUUCAUGCUCUCCAUUGGCUUUGUAAAACCUGACUGUCAGUACCAGGGGAAGACAUCUCAAUGUUAACUUCCUUUCCCCCUAAAGGGUUAUGAAAUGCAUCAAGAGCCUAUGAAGCAUUGCUGAGCAGUGUAGUAUGUCUGGAUUUGUAUAUUGUAGGCUCCUUUUGCGGCAUAAAGGCUGAGGGGAAAAAAAGCUGAGGUUGACUCGUCCCAGCACUCUGAAGCAUUUGCUGAGGGACGGGUAACUGUACAGGAAGGGCAGCUCUGUGCCGCAUUUUAUGUAUGUGGGAGUCUCUGUAGUGACGCUUUAAUGUCGGGAAGCGUACAGAAAAUAUGCACUAGUAUUUAUUUUCUGCAAAAGAUAAGCGGGAAAAUGUAAUAAAAUAUUUGUUUUGUGUGAGCUCUUGCGUUUUUGUUUUGUUGUUCAUUUAUUUUAUUCUUGUUUUCAAUGCUUGUCAUCUAAUUACAACAAUCCCUUGUAAAUUCGACAUGUAAUUUGCUGCUUUAAAGUAAUUCUACCUGCAGGAACACAGACUGAAUCCUUUAAUUCUUUGUGUAGUCCAAAAGCCAUUGGAUUGCCGUCCGUCAAGGUCAC